Messenger RNA from Engraulis encrasicolus (European anchovy), 2652 nucleotides. It is a transcript of the gene perp, whose product is annotated as p53 apoptosis effector related to pmp22. The transcript has 3 exons. Gene Ontology annotation, cellular component: membrane; cell-cell junction. Lineage: Eukaryota; Metazoa; Chordata; Actinopteri; Clupeiformes; Engraulidae. Bases 130 to 690 code for a protein of 186 amino acids. The record is from RefSeq and is a predicted model, not a curated record. Gene Ontology annotation, biological process: cell-cell adhesion.
ACACCUUGGGUGGAGUAACCUGGUAUAUAUACAGAACAGCUCGAUGAAGUGCAGAUAAGGAGAGAAUUUCGAGGAGUUCCGAGACAGUACGCGUAGUCAAAGGUGUCCUCCUUCUGCUGAGAUUAAACCAUGUUUCGUUGCGGGAUUGCGUACCCACGGUGCAGAUGGAUCUUGCCGCUGCUUUUGCUUUUUGCCAUUAUUUUUGACAUCAUUGCGAUCGCAGCCACGUCCGGAUGGGUGGAAGACGAGGACGCCAAGUCGCACUACGCGAAUAUGUGGACACAAUGGCGCGGCAAGAAUGAUGCUUGGCUGAGCAAGUCGCUGAUGGAACAUCCAUGGGCCCAGGCUGUGGCAGCUCUGAUGAUCAUCGGUCUCCUCCUCCUCAUCAUCGCCUUCAUCAUCUCCUGUAUCGCCCUCUGCUGCACCCUCAACCUCAGCCUGACACCCUUCAUUGGCCUGCUAGUCUUCCUCACAGUCAUCCUGCAGAUCAUCGCACUCAUCAUCUACCCCGUCAAGUUCAACGAUGACUUCAUCUUUGAGGGCCACUACGACUACACCUGGGCCUACGGCUUCGGCUGGGGGGCCACCAUCUUGGCCAUCGGCUGCGGAAUCCUCUUCUGCUGCCUGCCGCGCUAUGAGGACGAGCUGAGUGGCCUGGCCAAGACAAAAUACAUCUACACAUCCUCCUAACCUCCCCCAAAAAACCCUGCACCCCGUUUCUCAAAACAAAACCAUUGUUGCUAACCUGCGGUGCGUUUCUCUCUGCGUUUAGCAACUUGCUUGGUUGUAAUGCAGUUUCCCAUUGGCUACGUAAUAAGUGGCUAACUGGUUAGUGUCGAUGCUUUCGAGAAAUGGGGUCCAGAACCCUGUUUCCCAAAAGCGUUGUCGCGAACCACCUAGCCACUUAAUUGGUUGCCCAUGGAAAAUUGCAAAGCAAUCAAGUAAUUCACUGAUGUAGUUAGAAACGGCGUUCUAGAGGAGCCCCAGUUACCAACUUACUUGGUUUCCGAUGAGAACUUGUAUUGCAAACAAUGCUAAUCAGCAAGCUAGCAACUGUGCUGUUAGGAAACACACCCCUGUUCACCACGUCCUUACCGUCACUGUCUCUUCUAUGGCAGCCAAUGGCAGCCAGUGGGACAGAAAUAUUAUGCUGUACAUCUUUUUUAAGACACUGUUAGAUUUAAAAAAAUAAAUAUUUAGAGGUAAUUCGAAGUAGAGCAUUUUCUCUCGGAUGUCCAAUGCUUGGUCUGCAGCUUUCUAUGUUUUGUUGUUUUUUGUUGUUGUUGGUCUUUUGUGUGCUCUUCUGUGCAGAACAUGGAAAGGAAUACCCUGUAGGUAUAGGUAAUAGGUGGAGUAUUGUGGUUAUGUUGUGUUAUCCUUUUGGUCUGUGUGUUUUGAGUUAUUUGUGUGUGUAGUUGAAAACUGUAAAAACUGAAAAAAUGUGUAAAUUGCCUGCCCCGGUUUUAGCUGUUCCACCUAAACGUCACACCUGCCAAGUUCUACAUCAUUCCAAUGGUUCAUAAGUGCACUUAUAAAGUUUUCCACCAAAAGAAGGAAAAUAAUUACAAAUUACUCAGGCUGGGGUGGAUGUCAUUCAUUGAAAAGAAAAAGAACCAACAUAUGUGUAAUGAUAUGUGGAUCUGUUGACUCAAUAUGAGUAUGUGAGAACAACUUCAUAAAGCACACUAAAAUUAUUAGGGGAAAUGUCUAAAUAGGUCCGAAUGUGUACUCGUGUUGCCUUCUGUGUUUCCAUGAAAUCCUUUAAGAUGAAUUUGGACAUUUUCUGAUCUUAAUGGCCACUAUAGUCUCACUAUAAUAUGCCAUUAAAAUGUUUUGUGCUCCAUAGAAACAACAGCAGGCCUGCUAAUUAUUGUUAAAUGAAAUCUUUCUAACAUAGUAUUGACAAUGAGUAAAUAUUAAGUUUCUCAAGAAAUGAAACAAUAUAUUUUUUCCAGAUGAUUGAUUUAAAAAAAGUACUAUGCAAUGUAUUUGUUGGUGUGUUUCUGUAUGUACUGUAUGUCUUUUACUGUAUGUGUUUUGUUACACUCGUUUGACAUACCUGGAUGUCGCACAAUGAUGAUGCAAUAUGAGUGAGAGUGAAAGGCGACACUAAGGGCAUAAUCUGGCCCAGGUAUUAAAGGUUUUUUUUUUACUGUUAUUAUUUUCAUUUUAUUUUUAUUUUAAAUUAUAGAUUUGUUAUCUACUUUCAUGAUAGAACACAUAUGUGGUCACUGUUUCUCAUAUGGCCACAGGGGGGGACGGGAAGAAAUCAUGUGUCCUUUAUUCCAUUAAUACUUUUUGUAAAACUCAAGCACAGUCCCUUUUACUCACAUCAUAGCUGAGAAUCACCUCUUGAUCUCUGUAAGAUGUGUGAGAUCUUUGACGGGCUAGAAAGGCCUCUUCCUUAGUCAGUUUUUUUACUUUCAUUUUGAACACUAAUAUCCAGAAUGUGCCUUAAUGUAGAUGCAUAAUAAAACAUUGAUGUCCUCCAUUCCGAUGUUUGAAUGUUAACUUCCAUUCGAAAACCAUGUUUUGUCCCCAAGAUGUAUUUUUUUUCACAAGAUAUAUUGGCAUAAAUGCAAUUGAGGUCCUAGUUUUGAGUCUGUUUGCAGAAGUUUGUUUGUAUUUUUAUGCAAUAAAAAGUUACCAAGA